AGGAAGGUAUGGAGUCACUUCGGCGGCUGGUGAGACGAGUGAAGCCCUUCGAGCACGUCGGCCUUCUAGUUUUCUUUCUCUUAACCGCCCUGCUGUUCGUUUUUCUGCUCGGCUUCGUCCAUUUGGAAUACGGCUGGUGGCGGAGCGGCCGGGACGAGAGUGGUGUGUGGAGAUCGGUGAAGGUGGUUGCCAACGGGCAGAGAGGGAUGAACCUCGACGACGGGGACUGCGAUUGGUUCGAGGGGGAGUGGGUGUGGGACGAGAGGUACCCGUUGUACGAGUCCAAGGAUUGCCGUUUCAUUGACGUGGCUUUCCGUUGCUCCGAGAACGGCAGGCCCGAUCAGUUCUACACCAAGUGGCGGUGGCAGCCGGCCCGCUGCAAUCUCCUCAGGUUUGAUCCCAAGAAGAUGCUAGAGUGGCUAAGGAACAGAAGGUUAGCGUUUGUUGGUGAUUCCAUUGGGGGGAACCAGUGGGAGUCCCUCCUCUGUAUGCUUUCCGUGGCAGUUUCCAACAAGACCUCCAUUUAUGAAGUUAAUGGCAACCCAAUUACAAAGCAUAUGGGCUUCUUAGCGUUUAAAUUUGAAGAGUACAAUUGCACCGUUGAGUAUUAUAGGGCACCAUUUCUGGUUCUCCGGAGCCGCGCUCUGCCAGGUUUACCAAAGCAAAUUAAGACUACACUCAGAUUAGAUGUCCUCGAUCCGGCAUCUUCUCGGUGGAGAGAUGCCGAUGUGCUUGUUUUUAAUACCGGGCACUGGUGGAACUAUGAGAAUACUAUCGGAAGUGGUCGCUAUUUCCAAGAAGGGAGUGAUGUAAGGAUGGAACUUACCAUCGAGGAUGCAUAUCGGAGAUCAAUACAGACAUUGUUUGAAUGGAUUCAUAGAGAAGUUGAUAGGAGCAAGACUCAUGUUAUCUUUCGCACUUAUACUCCUGUUCAUUUCAGAGGUGGUGACUGGAGAAAUGGAGGGAAUUGCCACUCAGAAACAUUUCCUGAUCUAGUUUCACCUAUGAUCCCAGAAGCAGCAUGGGCACAUUUGUUGGAACCAUUCAAAAACUUUCCAUUGAAAAGUUCAUACCCAACUCAGGAUUUUGAGUUGGAUCUGCUGAAUGUAACUCAGAUGACUGCUCGAAGAAAAGAUGGCCAUGUUUCGGUAUUUUACUACGGCCCCUCGAGGACUGCCCCCCGUGACAAACAAGAUUGCAGCCAUUGGUGCCUGCCAGGUGUUCCAGACACAUGGAACGAGCUACUCUUUAUGCUCAUCCUGAAACGGGAUUCUACACUUAGUCGAAAUACCACUGCAUUAAGCACGGCUGGCUAACUUGCUUGUUAUUCAUCCAGGAAAGGUAAAGCUCUGCCAUUCUGUUUUGUAGGUCCAAACAUGGUUAGAUACUCGCACCAUCGGCUACAUAACCAACUGGCUUGCAAUACAAAGGGCUUGCUGAUUAACUAACUAGCUAUGACUUCAUCAUUCUACAACCUAUUUUGUAACUGCGAUUGCCCUUCUGA
Messenger RNA from Zingiber officinale, 1504 nucleotides. RefSeq names its product protein trichome birefringence-like 11. Gene Ontology annotation, molecular function: O-acetyltransferase activity. NCBI's taxonomy places the organism in Eukaryota, Viridiplantae, Streptophyta, Magnoliopsida, Zingiberales, Zingiberaceae. Bases 9 to 1316 code for a protein of 435 amino acids. The transcript is spliced from 4 exons. The record is from RefSeq and is a predicted model, not a curated record. Gene Ontology annotation, cellular component: Golgi apparatus.